AUGACCACAAUGCCGAGACGACUGGAGGUCCAGAGCUCGAUCCUCACUGGUGGGGACAGCUUUAACAUGUGGCACGACUACAUGAAUCUGAGCCAAGUGUUCGAGAAACUGUGCAGCAACCGUGAGGUUGAUAACCGAGACACCGAGCGUCCAAAGAAGGGACAAGCGCCCCCCUGGAGUAAGGUCCACACUUCCACUCGGGGGAAGAAAUCCUCCAAAAACUCAUCGCAGUUCAGUCCGACCAGCAGCGCGUCGGACACCAGCAGCAGCGCGUCAUCCUCGGACUACUGCCGCUUCUGCAAGCAAAACGGGGAGACUCCGAGGGUGUACCGAUCUCACAAGCUCAAAUCAGACGACGGGAAAGUUUUCUGCCCCAUCCUCCGGAACUACACUUGCCCGAUCUGCGAAGCCACCGGUGACAGCGCUCACACACGCAGGUACUGCCCGCAGAUGAAGUGGGAGGCGGCUGGGAGGAUGCAGACAGGAGUCAAGUUCUGGUAG
Maylandia zebra (zebra mbuna) is the source of this 501-nucleotide messenger RNA. Its product is annotated as nanos homolog 2-like. NCBI's taxonomy places the organism in Eukaryota, Metazoa, Chordata, Actinopteri, Cichliformes, Cichlidae. The record is from RefSeq and is a predicted model, not a curated record. Gene Ontology annotation, molecular function: zinc ion binding; RNA binding.